CCCAGACAUUCACACCCUGCUGGCUGAAGCUGGCCGGUGGUUCACAGAUUCUGUUUUCGUCCAAUACCUCCUCCUUUCCUUCCUUCCUCCCGACCCGUCUCAGCCCUUCUUCACUAUGCCGGGACUUCUUUAUCAGACAUGGUAGGAGUGCCUGACAGAUGUCCCAGUGGGACAGCGGGUCGGGCGCUGUAGUCCAGGGUUUCGCCAGUCGGUCUGAUUCCAGAGAGGCUGCCUUUCUGCUCCUCUUCCCCAAACCAUGGAGCCUCUUGCAGAGGUCCCGUUAUUUGAGAUGGACCAGGAUGAGGAAGAGGAACAGCAUGCUCUGUCAACGAAGAGCAGAGGCACAGACUCUGACACGUUCAUAUACAUGAACUUCAUGAAGAGUCACUUCUGCUACGAUGCCAUGCCUACCAGCUCCAAACUGGUCAUUUUUGACACAACACUGCAGGUGAAGAAGGCUUUCUUUGCUCUGGUGGCUAACGGGGUGAGGGCCGCUCCACUGUGGGACAGCAAGCUGAAGUGUUUUGUGGGUAUGCUGACCAUCACUGACUUCAUCAACAUCCUCCAUCGCUAUUACAAGUCUCCUCUGGUUCAGAUCUAUGAGCUGGAAGAACACAAGAUAGAGACAUGGAGAGAGAUCUAUCUACAGUGCUCCAACAGACUGAUCAGCAUCACUCCUGACUGCAGUCUGUUUGACGCCAUCUACUCCUUGUUGAAGAAUAAGAUACACCGACUGCCGGUCAUCGACCCGGCAUCAGGAAAUGUCCUCCACAUCCUCACUCAUAAACGCAUCCUCAAGUUCCUCCACAUCUUUCGAUCAAAGAUUCCUAAACCCAGGUUUCUUCAGAAGCGGAUCAAUGAAGUGGCGAUCGGUACCUUCAAACAGAUUGCGACUGUCCAGGAAUCGGCGUCUGUCUUCGACGCUCUGACCAUUUUUGUCGAGAGAAGAGUGUCCGCUCUGCCCGUCGUCAACGAGCAAGGUAAAGUGGUGGCGCUGUACUCCAGGUUUGAUGUCAUUAACUUAGCCGCCCAGAAGAACUACAACAACCUGAACAUGACGAUGCAGGAAGCCAUUUCCUCCAGAGCCUGCUGUAUGGAGGGGGUCCUCAAGUGUUACCCUCACGAAACACUGGAGACCAUCAUCGACCGCAUUGCUAAGGCUGAGGUGCAUCGUUUGGUUUUGGUGGACGCUGAUGAUGUGGUGAGAGGGAUUGUCUCUCUAUCUGACCUUCUACAGGCCUUGGUUCUCACUCCUGCAGAUAUUUACGAAGGAUCGUGAUGUCAGGACUGAGGAGAACCAGAGACUGAUCACGCUAAACACAACUAUGAGUUGGCGAAGAGAUUAAUGGUUUCAAUCCCAGUCCGGAAGACAAAUAUGUAAAGACAAAGUGAAAAUCAACCUUCUCUAUGAGCAGCAUUAAUGUGCCCUUGAGCAAGGCACUGUAUAGCAGAGUGAUGCGGCUCAGUGGCAGCCAGUAGAAGACUGUGGGUGUGCUGGGAAGCUACCAGUGACGAACUAUAUCACAGGUGUGGCUGGAAAGCAGCUUCAAACUGAUGAUCCAGAGACUUUUUUAACUGACCAUGACAAAUGCUUUAUAUUUGAUUUUUGGGGGGGAUAUUGGAGACUCCCCCAAAAGACGACCCCAGCUUUUUAAAACCUAUAUUUACACCUGUUGUUACCCAGGAACCUCUAGUAGUCGUAGUAGUUAUCACAGGAGAAGAGGAGGAAGUCAGGUGACGUAGUAUAAAGAGUGUCAAAGUCGGCGUAGAGAGGAGGUCGGGGUAUUUUUUAUGUUCAAGAGUGUUCCGCCAAGUCUCUCCCUACUGUACUGUGAUUGGAUAAUACUCCUGUGCUGUGAUUGACAGGUUAUCUGGUGAUGGCAAUUUGUUUUCCUCUGCUGUGUUUUAUUAGUUUUGUUUCCUAAAACUAACCAAACUGCGAUUGUUUCACAAUGUUACCCACAUUUUUAAAACUAUGACAACGCGCUGAUCUCCUGCCACCGGUGGAGGAGCUCAUUUAGAGAAAACGCUCCCGUGGGUGGCAUUAGAGGGUAGAAAGCUGGAACAAACAAUCUAUGAGGUCGUGUGGGUUGGAUGGAAAUUAAGUUGUUUAUAUAAUAUGAAAAAAAUAAGUUUGAUUUAAUGGUUUGCACUUGACUUUCUGGUCUUUGAAUGAUUCAAAAUUAUACAUUAAUGUCUUGAAAAUAUUGAAUCUUGGAAUUGUGAUCACAUUUUCGUAAAUGCGUUUAUGCUCUGUCAUCAUUUUCAUGUAAUUGUUAGGUUGUUACACUUAUACUUACCUACGAUUAAUUAGUGAUACCUUCACCUUGUUAGUAUAUUACCUUAUUAUCAUCCCUAUUCCCUUAUUAUUUCUGUUUGCUAAUAUACAAUCCCUUCUUAUCACACCUUUCGUUGUCUUCUUUUUAUUACCCGAUGUUACCCUCAUGUUGCUGCUCCAUUUUAAAGCUGUUACAGGAAUUAAACCACAACAUUACCACAAAUUAGUAACAAUAUACUAACAGGCUAAUACAUUUGGAAUUCCCUUGGCAUUACCCAUAAAUUACACUAUUGUUCACAUGAUAAUAACGCCUCUAUUACCUUGUUAUUAUUAUUAUGUUCUCCACCAUAUCAGAUUUAAAUGACCUUAUUAAAAAGUAAAACUAUAGUGUCUCUGAGGGUAUAUUUAUUGCAGUUACGGAUACACUUCAAAGCAAAACAUUUAUCCUUUUUUUUCUACAUAAAAUCUUUACUUUAAAUUGUGUUUUGUAGAUAUAUUGCGGUCCAGCUGUUGUAUAAUACAUGAGUACAUGAAGUCCUUCAGGUGAUAAGACAGCUGAUGUGCAUCUGGCUGAUGAGGUAUGACUGCUCUGUUUACCAGGGGUGGAUUUGUUAACUCUACCACUUUCAUACAUCCUGGUCACAUGAUAUACCAGGUUACAUGAACACACGCACACACACACACACACACACACACACACACACACACACACACAUUAGGUAAAUAGCUCUGACAAUCCUCCAUAUGUGAUCUUAAGGGUUUCUUCCUGCCAGAA
Molecule: messenger RNA, 3053 nt
Organism: Anarrhichthys ocellatus (wolf-eel)
Lineage: Eukaryota; Metazoa; Chordata; Actinopteri; Perciformes; Anarhichadidae
Gene: prkag3b
Product: protein kinase, AMP-activated, gamma 3b non-catalytic subunit
Exons: 13
Coding region: 257-1279 (340 amino acids)
Biological process (GO): regulation of catalytic activity; protein phosphorylation
Cellular component (GO): nucleus; cytoplasm; nucleotide-activated protein kinase complex
Molecular function (GO): AMP binding; protein kinase regulator activity; protein kinase binding
Source: RefSeq, a predicted model, not a curated record